Molecule: messenger RNA, 1283 nt
Organism: Anopheles maculipalpis
Lineage: Eukaryota; Metazoa; Arthropoda; Insecta; Diptera; Culicidae
Exons: 2
Coding region: 9-1283 (424 amino acids)
Source: RefSeq, a predicted model, not a curated record
UCAUCAUCAUGUCGGAACAAAGCGAUGAAUCGAAGGAAAUGCUUGGCGAGUAUGAUCGGAACCUGCUGGAGCAGUUGGUCGUGAACGAUUGGGGCCUCAGUGCGGCAGCAUACAAAAGAAUGGUUUAUUGCGGUAUCGAUGAGGUGAGCUUGGUGCUGAUUGAGGAUUCCGAAAUUAAUGAACUUUUCAGCGAUGCCCGAUUGCUCGGUCAAAAGAUACUAUUCAAGCAUCGCCUUCGCCAGUGGCGACAGGAUCAGCAAAGUUUCCUUAGCAAUAUUGCCGCACACAUUGCGCUACCGAAUGGGAAUGGGAACGGUACCAGCACGCCAGGCACCGUAGCACCAAGACAAUUACAUCCGGCCCUAAACGGUACAGCUCCAACGUACAAACGAAAGUAUCCAUUCGAUUUGGAUCAUUCCGCGACGCAAUCAGCGCUAUUGCAGCAACAGCAGCACCAACACCCACAAUCCGAUGAUGAUGUGGUGAGCAUCAAAACGGAUCACGACACCCAACAACCCGCUACAAUGAACGGGCAUGGAUUGAAACGCCGAUCUACCACCGACCGUGAUUCACCGCUUAUCAUGCCGCCCACCUAUACGGCCGCAUCGCUUUCGCUCAUACAACCGUUGGUGAAGCGCAAGAUUGAACCACCGACGCUAAAAGAACGAACUUCCGGUGCGAUUGGUGACAUACCGGUGCGCAUCGAUAGGGACAGUAUGUUGCGGUUGCUGCAAUCAUCCCAGUCGGGCCGAUGGAUACUGAGCAGCUUCAAACCGAACGAACCACUCGAACGGCGCGGACAAACGAUCAUAACGCAUCUGAUCGUUGAUCAGUUUUUGCACUUCAACAUCCUCUUCAAGCAUCGGAUGAUGAGCCAUUACGCGGAUGUGAUAACGCAAGUGUUUCCUGCGGAGUUGAAGGAAAUUUAUUACGCGCCCAGAAACACGGUGAAGCGCAAUACGUCGGGCAAACUGUUCGAUCGGUACACGAACCAACGGUUGCGGCACAAGGAACGUUUGCCCCGGGUAAAACCGUUCGUUGCGGACGAAUGGACGGAACACAAAACGUUUGCCGAAUUGGCAAUCCUGAACGAGGCUAUGCAGGGUGUACAUAGUGCGGUAACGAUGAAUGGGGAUGAUGCGACCGGUAGUGAGGAUGGUAACAUUAGUAACGAUUUUCUACAACCGCUGGCGACGAUGUACGUCGAGGGUGAGGAUCACCCGGUGACUAGUGGUGGAGUUGAUAGUGGAGCGGUUGACUACUCCACACGGGAGGAUGACUGA